AUGAUCAAAUCUACAAUUGCUCUACCCUCUUUCUUCAUUGUUCUAAUUUUGGCGUUGGUCAAUUCAGUGUCUGCAUCUUCUAGUUACGCACCAGUUGCUAUCAGUUUACCAGCAUUCAGCAAAGAAUGUCUGUACUACGAUAUGGCUACUGAGGAUGAUUCUCUGGCUGUGGGUUAUCAGGUUCUAACUGGUGGUAAUUUUGAGAUUGAUUUUGAUAUUACUGCCCCUGAUGGAGCUGUGAUUACUAGUGAAAAACAAAAGAAAUAUUCCGACUUUUUGUUGAAAUCAUUUGGAGUGGGGAAGUAUACUUUCUGCUUUUCCAAUAACUACGGUACGGCCUUGAAAAAGGUAGAAAUUACAUUAGAAAAGGAAAAAACUUUGACUGACGAACCUGAAGCUGAUGUUAAUAGUGAUGAUAUUAUCGCCAAUAACGCCGUGGAGGAAAUCGAUAGAAAUUUAAACAAAAUCACAAAGACUUUGAACUAUUUGAGAGCCAGAGAAUGGAGAAAUAUGUCAACCGUCAAUUCGACCGAAUCAAGGUUGACUUGGUUAUCUAUACUAAUCAUGAUCAUCAUCGCCGUUAUAAGUAUCGCCCAAGUCCUACUUAUUCAAUUCCUCUUCACUGGUCGUCAAAAAAAUUACGUUUAA
Saccharomyces paradoxus is the source of this 648-nucleotide messenger RNA. It is a transcript of the gene ERP2, whose product is annotated as Erp2p. NCBI's taxonomy places the organism in Eukaryota, Fungi, Ascomycota, Saccharomycetes, Saccharomycetales, Saccharomycetaceae. Gene Ontology annotation, biological process: protein retention in ER lumen; endoplasmic reticulum to Golgi vesicle-mediated transport; Golgi organization. Gene Ontology annotation, cellular component: COPII-coated ER to Golgi transport vesicle; Golgi apparatus; endoplasmic reticulum. The record is from RefSeq and is a predicted model, not a curated record. Bases 1 to 648 code for a protein of 215 amino acids. The transcript has a single exon.